UCUCUGUAUUUGAUUGUGUUGGUUUCUGGCUUUGUUCCGUUGAGUUUAUUUCAGUGUAAAGUUUCAGCUUCAUGCACGAUGGCUGACAAGCCUGACAUCAGCGAGAUCUCCCACUUCGAUAAGUCCAAGCUGAAGAAGACCGAGACUCAGGAGAAGAACCCUCUCCCGACCAAAGAGACAAUUGAACAAGAGAAGCAGUGUGCUUCAUAACCUGCUCCUGUUCGUCACGAAGAGUUCCAGUCACAAGGCUUUUUCCAAGCUUGUCCCGUGACCAAGAUGGCUUCUCAACCAGCAGAGCUGUUGAUAUGAGUGAAAUGGAAAAACUGGAUGGUGCUUGAAGCUAGAUUGUUGAACUUGGAAUAAAGUUAUGGACCUGC
This is a messenger RNA of Hemibagrus wyckioides, 377 nucleotides long. Its product is annotated as thymosin beta-b. The transcript has 3 exons. The record is from RefSeq and is a predicted model, not a curated record. Gene Ontology annotation, cellular component: cytoplasm. NCBI's taxonomy places the organism in Eukaryota, Metazoa, Chordata, Actinopteri, Siluriformes, Bagridae. Gene Ontology annotation, biological process: actin filament organization; regulation of cell migration. Gene Ontology annotation, molecular function: actin monomer binding. Bases 79 to 210 code for a protein of 43 amino acids.